UAUCAGGAAAUUUUUAUUUGAAAGUGAUCUAAACCUUUAAGUAGCUUUUUUAAACAUUCCUUAGUGUAUAAACGGCUUACGUGUGUGGCCCCUUUAAGACUUGUUGCCCCUUUAAGAAGUGACGCAGCAAAGUUGUGUGGAGGAAAUGCAAGCCGAUCCAAGUUGGAGUGUUAUAUGUGUGCGUGCAUCUUAUAAAACCACACACCUAAUGCUUCAGUAAAAAAGACCUCAAAGAAAGAACUGUGGUUGACUGAGUUCCUGGGUUCUGACCGGCCCACCAGGGCGAGUGUUUCUUAUCAAACAGUCCUUAAGAGAUAGAGCUGAAAGUCCAAUUUCCAAUCCUACAUUUGGUCCUUCGAGCCGGAUUGUCACUUCCCUGGAUUAAGAUGUCAGCCAGUUCUGCACCAGUAAACUCUUCAGUUCGCCCAAAGCGCCGUCCAGCUUAUUUACAAGAUUAUGAGGUGGAUAUUCCAAGCCUUCAUAAAUCAUCUUCACCAGUUAAUACGAGACAGCAAGCAGUGGAGUCAUCUGAUGACGAUUACUCUUCAUCACACAUUGGAGCAUCAGCUGCAAAGCCUAAAAGAGCACACAGUUUACCUGCGUUUUCUCCCCCUUCGAGGCUGACUGUCAGGGAUGAGCAUCGUGACCUCCUAAAUCCUCUACAACAGCGCAUUUCUAGCUCUUCCCGCCAGUUGUCACCACACUGUCCAAAUCGACCACUACUGUCUGAACCUAAUGCAGAGUUCCGUCCCCUUAGUGAUGAAGGUGAUGGAUACCAGAGUGAUCGAUCAGAUGCAAGCUCUAUAAAGUUGCAAAGGAUCUCAGAGGAGAAUUCCAGACUUCGUGAAACACAGCAGGCCAUUAAAGCUGACCUUAAAAGAAUUGAAACAGCCAAAGACGAGUUGAUUCAGCUUUUAGACCGAGCUUGUAGUUUGCAGAGACCUUUAUCGACUCCUAACACCCAGUCUAAUCAUCCAUCCGUUAAGUUUCACCAUGCCGCGCAUGUGAGUGAUGAAGACUGGCCAGAGCCUCCUCCACCCAUUGCAUAUGAGGAGACAGAAAUUACGAAACCGUAUAAUGACCAGCAGAGGCUUUACAGCAGUACAAGGGCCACACCAACACUUACCCCUCGACUCACUACAGUGGAGAAGACUAUGGAUUUCCGCCAUCCAAUUCAGUAUGAUGACCAGCAGAGGUAUGGCCAGUACCCUUCCCAACUGAUAAGUUCUCAGCAUGCUUAUGACCACCCAUGGGAUUCAUCCACACAUCCUUAUCCUGGGCAUCACAGAAUGGCAUCCUAUGUGUCACCUCCCAUUGCAUCUGUGGAUCUGACAGAGAAAUAUUAUAAGGGCCCAUGUCCCACCAUUCCUUAUUUCCGCAACAAUGAUCCCAGUGAGUUUGCCCGAUUAAAAAUAGCCUUGGACAAUCUCUUGCCAUCUGAUAGUACUGAGAUGUUUAAAUAUCAAUGUAACGAAGUUCGUCAAUACGGGAAGAAGGAGGCGGGAACCGGCGAACAUUCAACAAAACUUUAAUUAGAAAUAAACAAAGAACAAAACGAAAGUAAUGCCGGCAGACCCUCGCGGACGUCUGCCGGCCACACAAACAUAA
This is a messenger RNA of Megalobrama amblycephala (Wuchang bream), 1608 nucleotides long. RefSeq lists its product as uncharacterized. Lineage: Eukaryota; Metazoa; Chordata; Actinopteri; Cypriniformes; Xenocyprididae. The transcript has 2 exons. The coding region runs from base 387 to 1532 and encodes 381 amino acids. The record is from RefSeq and is a predicted model, not a curated record.